AAUUCGUGCCUGGUUGCAUCGUCAAUUUUCUGCAGCGUUUCAGUUGUGCUGCGCCAGUCCAGCAGAUUAGUGCUCUCAUUCCUGUAAUUCAGCAUUUUGCUUUCAUCAAAACCCUAUGUCAGUCCCACUGGAUAAGAUGGAUCCAUCUCCACCGUACGUUCCACCAACACGUGUCGUGUCGGCUACGACUGGUCCCGAACCGGCACAGGUUGUGUGCCCAUCGUGUCACGCCGAGAUCGUUACCCAAACCGAGCAAGAGGCAAACACCAAAACGCACAUCUACGCGCUGUUGCUGUGUUUGGCCUUGUGCUGGCCGUGCGUGUGCCUGCCGUACUGCUGUACCUCAUGCCGGGACACUGUACACCGUUGCCCUCGCUGCAAAUCGUUCAUCGGUGUGUAUCGGCGCUAAAGUUUCGGCGGUCGUCGGAAGUUUUCUAACAUUGGUGCCAUUAAGUGCGAUUAACAACCAGAACAAACACCUGCAGAAGCCGGUGCAUCAACGCUAGAAGAGCUUUUUAGACAGCGUUUUAAUCUUUAAUUCAUGUAAUAUGCAGCGGUUUUAUAACAUAACGUUAAAAAGAAGAGAAAUGUGUUUCAUUAACUGACAAAAUAUAAUAAAUAGUUCUUCACUUCAACACGGUAAA
Molecule: messenger RNA, 644 nt
Organism: Anopheles gambiae (African malaria mosquito)
Lineage: Eukaryota; Metazoa; Arthropoda; Insecta; Diptera; Culicidae
Product: lipopolysaccharide-induced tumor necrosis factor-alpha factor homolog
Exons: 2
Coding region: 116-409 (97 amino acids)
Molecular function (GO): zinc ion binding
Source: RefSeq, a predicted model, not a curated record